Molecule: messenger RNA, 1035 nt
Organism: Exophiala spinifera
Lineage: Eukaryota; Fungi; Ascomycota; Eurotiomycetes; Chaetothyriales; Herpotrichiellaceae
Exons: 1
Coding region: 1-1035 (344 amino acids)
Cellular component (GO): cytoplasm
Source: RefSeq, a predicted model, not a curated record
AUGGCUCCUCAGCUUCCUACUCGCAAACUCGGCAAAAAUGGCCCUGAAGUGACCGCCCUGGGCUUCGGUGCGAUGGGCCUGUCUGCGUUCUACGGUGCAACGAAGCCCGAUGAAGAACGCUACGCCCUGCUUGACCACGUCUACGAGUCUGGCGAACGUUUCUGGGACAGCGCCGACAUAUAUGGGGAUAACGAAGACUUGCUGGGUCGAUGGUUCAAGCGCAACCCUGGAAAACGUGAGACCAUCUUCCUAGCCACAAAGUUCGCCAACUACGUUAAUCCCGCCACCGGCCUGAGAGAAGUUCACAACGAGCCGGAAUACGUCCGUCAGGCAUGCGACCGCUCCCUCCAGAGGCUCGGCGUGGAUUAUAUCGACUUGUACUACGCCCAUCGAUUGGACGCCAAGCAGCCCGUCGAGAUCACUGUCAAGGCCAUGAAGGAGCUCAAAGACGCUGGCAAGGUCAAGUAUCUGGGCAUGAGCGAGUGCUCUGCGGAGUCGCUGAGAAGGGCGUGCAAGAUUGUUCACAUUGACGCCGUGCAGAUGGAGUACAGUCCUUUCUCGCUGGAAAUCGAGGACCCGCAAUACAACUUGCUUCAGACUGCUAGAGAACUCGGCGUUGCGGUCGUGGCAUACUCACCUCUCGGACGAGGCUUCUUGACGGGUUCCAUCAAGAGCCGCAACGAUCUCGAAGAAGGAGAUUUCCGCAGACUCGCGCCGAGAUUCAACGAGGAAAAUUUCCCCAAGAACUUGAAGCUGGUCGAAGAUAUCAAGGCACUGGCUGAUGACAAGGGUUGCACUCCUGCACAACUGAUCCUGGCAUUCCUGAUGGCUCAAGGGGAUGAUAUCAUUCCGAUCCCCGGUACGACAAAGAUCAAGAAUUUCGAUGAAAACAUGGGAGCCUUGAAGGUGAAGAUCACGCCCGAAGACAACGAGAAGAUCAGAAAGGCAAUCACUGCAGCGGAAGUUCAUGGCGAACGGUAUCCCGAGUCAUUCUCGAAGAGCUUGUUUGUGACCACGGUGCCGCUGAAGGAGUAA